Messenger RNA from Solanum dulcamara, 405 nucleotides. RefSeq lists its product as uncharacterized. The record is from RefSeq and is a predicted model, not a curated record. The transcript has a single exon. Lineage: Eukaryota; Viridiplantae; Streptophyta; Magnoliopsida; Solanales; Solanaceae. The coding region runs from base 1 to 405 and encodes 134 amino acids.
AUGGAAGGUGACCAGGUAUGGUUAAGUGUCUCACCCUUGAAUGGUGUUAUAAAAUUCGAGAAGAAGGGUAAGGUAAACCCUAAGUUUAUUGGCCUUUUUGAGAUCUUAGAUCGAGUGGAAGAGGUGGCCUACAAACUUGCCUUUCCACCUAGUCUAUCCUCUAUACAUUCAGUAUUUCAUGUAUCAAUGCUACAGAGCUAUAAUCUAGAUGAGUCUCAUGUAAUUUCCCAUUAUUCAGUUGAGUUGAGCCCAGAUUUGACAUAUGAGGAGAAGCAUGUGUCUAUUUUUGAUAGGCAUGUUAGGAAAUUAGGGACUAAGGAAUUAGCUUUGGUGAAGGUCCAGUGGUGGCAUCAUUCCGUGGGGGAGGCUAUUUGGGAGUUACAGUCAGAAAUGCGGACUUGUUAG